This is a messenger RNA of Chelonia mydas (Green sea turtle), 2039 nucleotides long. RefSeq names its product cytosolic iron-sulfur assembly component 1 (gene CIAO1). The transcript has 7 exons. The record is from RefSeq and is a predicted model, not a curated record. Gene Ontology annotation, molecular function: protein binding. The coding region runs from base 141 to 1409 and encodes 422 amino acids. Gene Ontology annotation, cellular component: cytosolic [4Fe-4S] assembly targeting complex. Gene Ontology annotation, biological process: iron-sulfur cluster assembly. Lineage: Eukaryota; Metazoa; Chordata; Testudines; Cheloniidae.
UACGUCCUACGUCACGCGCCUCAGGACGUCACGCGCCCGCCAGGCAGCCUGGGAGUCGAGUGGGCGGGGCCCGUUGCUCGGGCGGCUUCCGGGGGGGAGCGUCGCGCGCCGCAGGGAGGCUGUUCCAGACCCGCGUCGGGAUGAAGGACUCGCUGUCGCUGCUCGCCCGGAUCCCCGCCCACCCUGACUCUCGCUGCUGGUUCCUGGCCUGGGACCCCUCCGGGACCCUGCUGGCCUCCUGCGGGGGAGACCGCAGCGUCCGCAUCUGGGGCAAGGAGGGUAGGGAGCCGCUGCCAGGCUGGGCCUGUGCUGUUAGCUGGUGGGUGGGGAUGCGGCUCUGUCCCAGGAAGGUGAAAUCCCAGCUGCUCUUGGAGUCUCCUGGGUCCUGGGAGCCCCUCUGGCCACGGGCUGCUGCCUCACGUUGUGCCUUGGCCAUAGGAAAAGCUACUUGUGAGCUAGGCUGGGAGGGGAGCUCUGGCUGCCAAGCCCCCCACUCUUCGCUCACCUCUCUCUUGUCCUCUGCCCUAGGGGAUGGCUGGGUGUGCAAGUCCAUGCUGGGCGAGGGGCACCAGAGGACCAUCCGGAAGGUCGCCUGGUCCCCGUGUGGGAGCUACCUGGCUUCAGCCAGCUUUGAUGCCACCACCUGUAUAUGGAAGAAGAGCCAGGAUGAGUUUGAGUGUGUGACCACCCUGGAGGGACAUGAGAAUGAGGUGAAGUCCGUAUCCUGGGCCCCAUCCGGCAGCCUCCUCGCCACCGGCAGCCGAGACAAGAGCGUCUGGGUCUGGGAAGUGGACGAAGAGGACGAAUACGAGUGUGUGAGUGUCCUGAACGCCCACACGCAGGAUGUCAAGCACGUGGUCUGGCAUCCCAACCAGGAGCUGCUGGCAUCAGCCAGUUAUGACGACACGGUGAAGCUGUACCGCGAAGAGGAGGAUGACUGGGUGUGCUGUGCCACGCUGGAGGGGCAUGAGUCCACUGUGUGGAGCCUAGCCUUCGACCAGAGUGGGGAGCGCCUGGCCUCCUGCAGCGACGACAAGACAGUGCGCAUCUGGCACCAGUACAAACCAGGCAAUGAGCAAGGGGUGGUCUGCAGCGGCGCCGACCCCAGCUGGAAAUGCAUCUGCACCCUGUCUGGCUUCCACACCAGGACUAUUUACGACGUGGCAUGGUGUCGCCUGACAGGGGCAUUGGCUACCGCCUGCGGAGAUGAUGCUAUCCGCAUAUUUGAGGAAGAACCGCUCUCGAAUCCCCAGCAGCCCACCUUCGCACUGACCGCCCACAUGCCCAGGGCUCACUCCCAGGACGUGAACUGUGUGGCCUGGAAUCCCAAGGAGCCAGGGCUGCUGGCAUCAUGCAGUGACGAUGGAGAAAUGGCAUUUUGGAAGUACCAGCGGCCAGAGGUUUGCUGAGAAUCCCAGCAGUGCAGCUCACCCCCACCUCCCUCCCCACGCCAUGGACCCAGCACAGCCAUGGGCCCGGGGCUGGGGUGUGCAGCAGCAGUUGUUACCUGGUGGGAGGGCUAAUGUUCCCUGCAGCCCUAACCUGCAGGGGGAAAAGAGCAGCCCCUUCGCCCUGGACUGCUCCAGCACUUGGAUCACCAGGGCAUCAUUGUGAACCCUACCCAAGUUCUGCUAAACUAGGGUCUUAAAGGUAGAUGGGGGGGGGGUGGGGGUGUGUGUGUGUGUCAAACAGCUUCCCUAGGGAAUGGCUUGCCUAGGUCUCAGUGGAUGGUAAGGGGGCAAGGGCUCCUUCCUGGACCUGCUGCUAGACUGGCAGGAUGCUUCAGUGUGUGGCUCUUCACAAUAGUGCAACUCCUUGACAGGUGCCAGGACCAGUUCUGGAGCUGGUCCCUGUUCUGGCCGUUAUAUGGGAAACGGGCAUUUCCUGGUUGAGGGUUUCACGGACAUGGGCCAUGUACAAUCCGUUAUGGUUGGGACUGUUCUAGACCCAGGGUGGGGUGGAGGGAAGGAGGGGCUGCCUGCUGCCCUGUCAGUCUGUGCUUGAAGAGUUCUAAUAAAUAAUCACGUGCUGUCCCCCCA